AUGCAAUAUCUCAUCCGGUUGGCUCAGGCGCAUGAAAGUUUCCGGCGGCCUGAGAUUGAGGCACUUUCGACACUUGCCCAACUGCAUUGUGAGAUUGUUUCUUAUGCCGAGAGCUCACCGUUCUGUGUGGUGCGGUUUCCUGCCCUAGAUAUUACCGUGGUAGGGAAUGGCGGCUCUUUUGAAAGUGUCGAUGCGAGGAUAAAGGACUUCGAAAGCCGUUCCAUCCUCUCAAAGAGCAUCUACGAAAUAUGGGGUCAGGGACGGGACUAUGAUGAACUUCACGCGGAUGUGAAAUCAAGAAGUUCCUAUGUAUGGGAUCGUUUUCGUCAUGUAUCAUUCAAGUUCUCGGUGGACUGUUACGGCAGCACGAGGGAUAUCGAUCAACAGAGAGACAUCAUCAACUCAUUUCGAUACCUUGAUUUCAAGGGCAAGAUCAAGAUGAAGGACCCGCAAGUGGAGUUUGCGGUCCUGGAAGAGUGGCUUCCUCUGACCUCACCGAGUGAAAUCCAAGAGGGCGCUUUACCCUCUAACAAGGCUGUCGACAAAAUAGCAGGUACGAGUUUGAGGAAAGUGUUCCUGGCCCGCAAGAUCGGCGACUCAUGUCGCUGGCUACGGGAGAAGCAUGACCUCAAGAAGCGGCCGUACAUAUCAACAACCUCGAUGGAUGCAGAACUGGCGUUGCUGACAGCAAACAUCGCCCUGGCAAGUCCCGGCAAGAUCUUUCUGGACCCGUUUGUGGGAACCGGAGGCUUUAUGGUUGCCGCCGCAGAGUUAGGAGCUAUUGCUCUAGGAUCAGAUAUCGAUGGCCGGAGUUUUCGUGGGAAAGGUUUCGGUCUAGAUCAGGGUGUAGGAGCCAAUUUCCAAAAGUAUGGUCUAACACAUUUGUUCGGGGAUUGUCUGACUUCCGACUUGACGAAUACGCCGUUUCGGUGUGCUGCGACUGCACUCAAGUCAAGCGAUGGCCGGUGGCUAGAUGGGAUCAUAUGUGAUCCUCCAUAUGGCGUGCGUGAAGGAUUGAAAGUGCUGGGAACGAGAUUGAGGCAAAGUCGUAUCGAGGCAGCAGAUUUCACCGACGAAGAAACUGGUCACUCUGAGAGGUCCAGCCCGUUGACAGAGGUACUGAUCAACGGCGUCCCGGCGCAUACGCUCCCGGGAUACAUCCCACCCAAAAAGCCUUACUCCUUCGCGCGUAUGCUGGACGAUAUCCUUGACUUCGCAGCCAAAACAUUGGUUGAUGGGGGCCGUGUCGCGUUCUGGAUGCCGAGCGCAAACGAAAACGAAGCUGGCGAGGAGGAAGUCACCACCAUACCGACGCAUCGGCAUCUCGAACUGAAACACGAGUGUGUUCAGAGGUUCAACAAGUGGAGUCGAAGAUUGCUGGUGUAUGAGAGAGUGUCUUGGGCCCUCGAUUCAGAGGGAGGCAUUAACGGGUCUGCUAGUCGAGAGGCAUUGGAAGCCAGCACUGGUCGUACGGCUGAUGAACUGAAUCCUUUUCGCAGACGGUAUUUUCAGUCGUUCGGCGCAGAUAGAAAUGGAAGCUAG
Cladophialophora bantiana CBS 173.52 is the source of this 1542-nucleotide messenger RNA. RefSeq lists its product as uncharacterized. The record is from RefSeq and is a predicted model, not a curated record. The transcript has a single exon. The coding region runs from base 1 to 1542 and encodes 513 amino acids. Gene Ontology annotation, biological process: methylation. Lineage: Eukaryota; Fungi; Ascomycota; Eurotiomycetes; Chaetothyriales; Herpotrichiellaceae. Gene Ontology annotation, cellular component: cytoplasm. Gene Ontology annotation, molecular function: nucleic acid binding.